Leptosia nina is the source of this 822-nucleotide messenger RNA. NCBI's taxonomy places the organism in Eukaryota, Metazoa, Arthropoda, Insecta, Lepidoptera, Pieridae. The record is from the annotation of a GenBank genome assembly.
AUGUCUGCUUCCCUGGACUCGAACCUGGACCCGAUGGAGGAGAUCCGAUUUCGGAAGAAACAUGGCGCGAUGUGGAUGGAAAUUCAGAAAGACACACAUUUCUCAUUUGACGAACUCGAACAAAUAAUGGUGAUCUUCUUCAAGAUACAGAAACGAGACGAGAAACCGGCAGCCUCAGAUUUAAUUUCAAGGGCACACUUCAGAGACGUUCUACAUACUGGAUUAGGAAUGACUGAUUCCUACAUGAUGGAACGUGUUAUGGUUGCCUUAGACAGAGGUACAUCCCCCUUCGUUACCAUGGCAACGUUUGCGAAAGCCAUGUCCUUGUACCUCAGAGGAUCUCUAGAGGAACGCAUCUCAUAUGCUUUCACGGUAAAGAAUCAAAAAUUAUGUAAACUGACGUGGUCUUGCUGGUUUUUUCAAAGUAGGCAAAGGCAAGCAAACGACUGGAUAGAAGUAGGCACAAUACUAUACGCACAUUGCCCCCGCCUCACCCCUUUGUGGCCGCCCUGUAAACUAAAUCAGUGCUACGAUUUAUUGGGCGAAGGCUAUUUAAGAAGGGAGACGAUGUACCAAUGUAUGAAGAAAAGUAUCGCUAAAGCCUCCAGGGAUGACGAUGUAGAAGAGGCUGUCAAGGAAUUCGUCGACAUUAUGCUGAAGAGGAUGGAUGUAGACGUCGAUGGUGUGAUAAAUUUUGACGAUUUUCAUACAUCAGUGACGAAGACACCUUCCUUGCUGGAAAGUUUGGGAUACUGUUUGCCCGAAAGGCCAGCGGUCUACGCGUUUCUAGGGACUUGGUGUCCCAACUGGGGGAAAAUGUAA